This is a messenger RNA of Salvia splendens (bonfire salvia), 762 nucleotides long. RefSeq names its product protein Ycf2-like. The coding region runs from base 1 to 762 and encodes 253 amino acids. The transcript is spliced from 4 exons. The record is from RefSeq and is a predicted model, not a curated record. Lineage: Eukaryota; Viridiplantae; Streptophyta; Magnoliopsida; Lamiales; Lamiaceae.
AUGGCCGCUCCCAUCGCUGCAACAACCACCGACAACUCCGACCCUGAGCAACUCAUGAGGGAGUUCAUGAAGAGAUUCGGGCCCAAGGAGAAGCCGAGCGAGUUCUUCGCGCGAAUGGCCGAAGAAGGAAAUCUCCAAAUUCCACCUAAAACCCUAGCCCAAGAAAUAACCCCCACAGUACCAACCUCCCACAUCGAAGCUCAAUCCCCUAUUGAAACCCUCGUGGAAAAAGAAGAGAACACCAAAGAGGGGGAGGAUGAAAUUGAAGAAGAUGUGGAAAAGGGUAAGUUUGGGGGAGAUGAAAAAAGUAUUGGGGCAGGGGAUGAGAAGGAGGUGAAACUGACACAAGAGGGUGAUGAGGGUGGUGAGGCAAAGGGAGAUGAGAAGAAGGUUGAGGGUAGUGAGGCAGAGGGAGAUAAGGUGGUUGAGUCUGAGGGCGAGGGGGUAGAAAAGCAAGCCGAAGAAGGUGACGUGGAUAGCGAGGUACAUGAGGAUGAAGAAGAGGGUAAGGGAGAUGAGGAAGCAGUUGAGAGUGAUGUAGCAUCUGAGAAGGCUGGUUAUGAGGGUGUAACAACGCUGGCUAUCGAGGAGAAAGCCAAAAAUCAAGGAGCUGAGAAAGAGAUUGAGGCUGAGAUCGUCUUGAUAGAUGAUGUUACAUCAGAGGACAAGGGAACCCCGCAGAUGAGAGAACAUCUACGAGACAUUCUCGUCGAGCUACGAAGAUGGAACACGCAGCGCUGGCAAACUAGACAGGGGAACUGA